This is a messenger RNA of Peromyscus californicus insignis, 1499 nucleotides long. RefSeq names its product chitinase 1 (gene Chit1). Gene Ontology annotation, molecular function: chitinase activity; chitin binding. The record is from RefSeq and is a predicted model, not a curated record. Gene Ontology annotation, cellular component: extracellular region. Gene Ontology annotation, biological process: chitin catabolic process; carbohydrate metabolic process. Bases 1 to 1377 code for a protein of 458 amino acids. Lineage: Eukaryota; Metazoa; Chordata; Mammalia; Rodentia; Cricetidae. The transcript has 11 exons.
AUGGUGCGGUUCAUGGCCUUGGCAGACUCUGAGCCCAGAGGCUCUGCUGCAAAACUGGUCUGCUACUUCACGAACUGGGCCCAGUACCGUCCGGGGGCAGCUCAAUUCUUACCCAGGGAUGUAGACCCCAACCUGUGUACCCACCUCAUCUAUGCCUUUGCUGGAAUGGACAAUCACCAGCUCAGCUCUGUGGAGUGGAACGACAAGCUUCUCUACCAGGAGCUGAACGGCCUAAAGAAGAUGAACCCCAAGCUGAAGACUUUGUUAGCCAUCGGGGGCUGGACCUUUGGUACCCAGAAGUUCACAGAUAUGGUGGCCACGGCCAGCAACAGGCAGACCUUCGUCAACUCAGCCAUAAGGUUCCUGCGCACUCAUGGUUUUGAUGGCCUUGACCUUGACUGGGAGUACCCAGGAAGCCGUGGAAGCCCAGCAGUAGACAAAGAGAGAUUCACGGCCUUGCUACAAGACUUGGCCACGGCCUUCCAGGAGGAAGCCCAGACCUCAGGGAAGGAACGGCUCCUUCUGACGGCACCUGUGCCAGCUGGGCGAGACCACGUGGAUGCUGGCUAUGAGGUGGACAAGAUGGCUCUGAGCUUGGAUUUCGUCAGCCUUAUGGCCUAUGACUUCCACGGCUCCUGGGAAAAGACCACAGGACACAACAGCCCCCUCUUCAAAAGGCAAGAGAGUGAAGCAGCCACUGGGCUCAACGUGGAUGCUGCUGUGCAGCUCUGGCUACAGAAGGGGAUGCCUGCCAGCAAACUGAUCCUCGGCAUGCCCACCUAUGGACGCUCCUUCACCCUGGCCUCCUCAUCAGACAACAGAGUUGGGGCCCCAGCCACAGGGCCUGGUGCUCCAGGUCCCUAUACAAGGGAAGGAGGGAUACUGGCUUACUUUGAGGUCUGCUCCUGGAAAGGAAAACACAGAAUCGAGGACCAGAAGGUGCCCUAUGUCUUCCAAGACAACCAGUGGGUGGGAUUUGAUGACAUGGAAAGCUUCAGAGCUAAGGUCAGCUAUCUGAAACAGAAGGGGCUGGGAGGGGCCAUGGUCUGGGCCCUGGACUUGGACGACUUCACAGGCUCCUUCUGCAACCAGGGCCAGUACCCUCUCAUCCGGACACUGUGGCGGGAACUGAAUCUUCCCUCCGUGCCUCCAAGAAGCCCAGAACAGGAAGCAUCUGGACCACACCAGCCUCCCGAGCCAGAGCAGGGACCCAGCCCGGGCGUAGAUACCUUCUGCCAAGGCAAAGCUGACGGGCUCUACCCCAACCCUGGAGAAAAAUCCAGUUACUACAGCUGUGCAGGGGGGCGGCGGUUCCAGCAGAGCUGUCCGCCGGGCUUGGUGUUCAGUGACUCUUGCAAGUGCUGUACCUGGAGUUGAGUCCCUGGAACCCCGUCCACUCCAGCCUGAGGCCAGGCCUGGGAGUUCCCCAACAGCCUGCCUCUGCUUUCCCUGGGGGCUGCAGGCUUCUCCGUUCGUUCAGUGACCCGGCCUCUGCUCAG